GCGGCCAUCCCCUCUGCGGCGAUAUCUUCGUUUCCCGCGAUCCCGGGGUCUUCCUGCCGUGAUGAAGGACGUGCCCGGCUUCUUACAGCAGAGCCAGAGCUCUGGUCCCGGCCAGGCCGCCGUGUGGCACCGUCUGGAGGAGCUCUACACGAAGAAGUUGUGGCAUCAGCUGACACUUCAGGUGCUUGAUUUUGUGCAGGACCCGUGCUUUGCCCAAGGAGAUGGUCUCAUUAAGCUUUAUGAAAACUUCAUCAGUGAAUUUGAACACAGGGUGAAUCCUUUGUCCCUGGUAGAAAUCAUUCUUCAUGUAGUUAGACAGAUGACUGAUCCUAAUGUGGCUCUUACUUUUCUGGAAAAGACUCGCGAGAAGGUGAAAAGUAGCGAUGAGGCAGUGAUCCUGUGUAAAACCGCAAUUGGCGCUCUGAAACUAAACGUCGGGGACCUCCAGGUUACAAAGGAAACAAUUGAAGAUGUUGAAGAAAUGCUCAACAACCUCCCCGGUGUGACAUCAGUUCACAGUCGUUUCUACGAUCUCUCCAGUAAAUACUAUCAAACAAUUGGAAACCAUGCCUCCUACUACAAAGAUGCUCUGCGGUUUCUGGGCUGUGUUGACAUCAAGGAUCUGCCAGUGUCUGAGCAGCAGGAGAGAGCUUUCACACUGGGACUAGCAGGACUUCUUGGCGAGGGCGUUUUUAACUUUGGAGAACUUCUCAUGCACCCCGUGCUGGAAUCACUGAGGAGCACCGACCGGCAGUGGCUGAUUGACACCCUGUAUGCCUUUAACAGUGGCAACGUAGAGCGAUUCCAGACCCUGAAGACUGCCUGGGGCCAGCAGCCUGACUUAGCCGCCAAUGAAGCCCAGCUUCUGAGGAAGAUUCAGUUGUUGUGCCUCAUGGAGAUGACUUUCACACGACCUGCCAAUCACAGACAACUCACUUUUGAGGAAAUUGCCAAAAGUGCUAAAAUCACUGUGAACGAGGUGGAGUUGCUGGUGAUGAAGGCGCUCUCGGUGGGGCUGGUGAAAGGCAGCAUUGAUGAGGUGGAUAAGCGGGUUCACAUGACCUGGGUGCAGCCCCGUGUGCUGGAUUUGCAGCAGAUCAAGGGAAUGAAGGACCGCCUGGAGUUCUGGUGUACCGACGUGAAGAGCAUGGAGAUGCUGGUGGAGCACCAGGCCCACGACAUCCUCACCUAGUGUCCCCCUGCGUUGGCCUGUCUGUGGGCAGGUAUUUCGUUGCUGAUGAACCUGGCAGCUGAGAAGAUCUGCAUUUAAUUGGGGGUGGGGGUUGGGAUUCUGUUUGAAAUAGGGACUAUUCCUGCUGUGAAAACAGAGGCCCGUCAUUGAUGGGGGGCGCCUGGCCAGAGGGAGAAGCCUCCUGUGUGAGUGUCUCCCGCAGCCUGCAGUGGCGAGGGGUCACUGUGUCUCAGGGGAUGAGGCAGGAUGUAGGUACCCCGAGGCAUGGGAAGAUGUGGAGGACACCCACUGCAAGGCUGCUCUCCACGCAUCCACCUGUGUGAAUGUCUUUUCCAGUGUGGUUUGAGAAUGUUCCUGGAAUAAACGCCUUUGCUUUGUC
This is a messenger RNA of Diceros bicornis minor, 1571 nucleotides long. It is a transcript of the gene PSMD13, whose product is annotated as proteasome 26S subunit, non-ATPase 13. Gene Ontology annotation, cellular component: cytosol; nucleus; proteasome regulatory particle, lid subcomplex. The record is from RefSeq and is a predicted model, not a curated record. The coding region runs from base 62 to 1192 and encodes 376 amino acids. Gene Ontology annotation, biological process: ubiquitin-dependent protein catabolic process. The transcript has 13 exons. Gene Ontology annotation, molecular function: structural molecule activity. NCBI's taxonomy places the organism in Eukaryota, Metazoa, Chordata, Mammalia, Perissodactyla, Rhinocerotidae.